This is a messenger RNA of Xiphias gladius (swordfish), 2626 nucleotides long. RefSeq names its product spastin-like. NCBI's taxonomy places the organism in Eukaryota, Metazoa, Chordata, Actinopteri, Istiophoriformes, Xiphiidae. Gene Ontology annotation, molecular function: ATP hydrolysis activity; ATP binding. Gene Ontology annotation, cellular component: microtubule cytoskeleton. The transcript has 16 exons. The record is from RefSeq and is a predicted model, not a curated record. Bases 450 to 1907 code for a protein of 485 amino acids.
UUUUAAAACAAUGUGACUAGAUUCGUAGGCGGUGUCAAAAAGUCUUUCGUCUCAAUGAGUACGUGUUUUCUGAAAUGACACAUGUACGCCUAUUUGUUCUCUUGGUUAUGACUUGCAAAAGAUACUUUUCCUCACUACACGACAACUUUAAGCCUCUGGUACGACACGUUAACGUUUCCCAUCUGGCAACGCUGUUGUCAGCGGAGGGAGAGACGUUGGGGACUGUUAUCAAGCGUACACACGGGAAAGCGGAAGCUAGCGGUGGAAAUGUUUGUGACAGUGAUGAGGAGCCAUUAUUACUGUCACAUAUGCUACUAAAAUACUAUUUUAUAAACAACCAACUGCGGAUUGAGGCGUUUAUAAAUGCGCUUUAAAGGGUAAAUUUGACCGUAUCCUCUUUUAUAAGUGGCUGUCAACAAGGAGAACGAGGAGGCAGCAACGCGAGAGUAAUGUCGGCCAAAAUAAACGUAUGUAAAAGCAAAGACAACGGUGACGUUAUUAAAAACUACCACAAGCAGGCGUUUGAUUGUAUAUCGAAGGCAUUAAGGAUCGACGAAGAUGACACAGGUGAAAAGAAGGAGGCUGUGAAGUGGUACAAGAAAGGUAUUGCCGAGCUUGAGAAGGGUAUUGCCAUAGAGAUCACGGGACAAGCAGGAGAUCAGUAUGACCGCGCAAAGAGACUUCAAGAUAAAAUGGUUAACAAUCUCACCAUGGCAAAAGACAGGCUUGCCCUUUUAGAGGCAACACUGGCAUCUAAAUGCAGUAGUGAUCCCAAGAAGACGUCAGAUCAAGUCCUUCCACAACCAAAGCCUGGUCCUAAAAGCCAGCCUGCAGUGCCUGGUGCCUCCUCUAACAUCAGGACCUCCACUGCUGUCAGACCCCCAACUAGACCCACUGAUCUAAGGGUGACCCCACGGGCGGGAAAGGUUCAAAACGGGAAACCUGCAGCGGUGAAACAGCCACCAAAGAGGGAUAUGAAAAACUUCAAGAAUGUGGAUAGCAAACUGGCCAACUUGAUUCUGAAUGAAAUUGUUGAUAGUGGAGCGUCUGUAUCCUUUGAAGACAUUGCAGGACAGGAUCUGGCCAAGCAAACACUACAAGAGAUCGUGAUUCUACCUGCCUUAAGACCAGAGCUUUUUACUGGCCUCCGAGCUCCGGCCCGUGGUUUGCUUUUAUUUGGCCCACCUGGAAAUGGGAAAACCAUGCUGGCCAAAGCAGUUGCAGCCGAGUCAAAUGCCACAUUCUUCAACAUCAGCGCAGCCAGUUUGACCUCUAAAUAUGUGGGAGAAGGUGAGAAGCUUGUACGAGCACUUUUUGCAGUUGCCAGAGAAUUACAGCCCUCGGUCAUCUUUAUCGAUGAAGUGGACAGCUUGCUUUGUGAAAGGAGGGAGGGAGAACAUGAUGCUUCUCGUCGAUUAAAAACAGAGUUCCUCAUUGAGUUUGAUGGGGUGCAGUCAGGAGGGGAUGAUAGGGUGCUUGUAAUGGGAGCGACUAACAGGCCUCAGGAGCUCGAUGAAGCAGUACUGAGGCGCUUUGCAAAGAGGGUUUAUGUCGCAUUGCCAGAUGAGCAGACAAGAUUCACACUGCUGAAGAAUCUUUUGGGAAAGCACGGGAAUCCACUGAGCAAAUGUGAGCUGUCCAAUCUUGCAAAAGUGACUGCAGGAUAUUCAGGAAGUGAUCUGACAUCACUAGCCAAAGAUGCUGCACUCGGGCCAAUUAGAGGAAAUCUCUCUUACACAGAGCUAGGACCAGACCAAGUCCGGUGUAUGGCUGCUAAUGAGAUGCGUAACAUCAAGAUGAAAGACUUUGAGGAUUCCCUGAAGCGCAUCAAACCCAGUGUUAGCAAAGCUACUCUUAAUAUGUAUGUCAAAUGGAACAAAGAUUUUGGUGACACAACAGCUUUUUGAACUUAAUGGUUAAUUGUCUCUUGUUUAAAAAAAAAAAAAAAAAAAAAAAAUGCUACUGAAAAUAAAAUAACAAUUGAUUCCUCUGUUUAAUCUACAGUUACAAAACGUCAUUAAUAUUAUUGAACCUGAAAACCUGAAAAAAACCCUUUUUAGGUUGGUAAAGCCUUAUUGGUAUAAUGUAUAAAUAUUACAUUUGGAAGCAUUAUGGGUAAAUUUCCUGUUUUAUGGAAAAGCUUUGCUAAUAAGAUUCUUAUGAGUUUCAUUACUGUGCUAUUACACUCCGAAAACACUGUCUUGCUACUUGAAAUUGCAUUCAUUAUUCUCAAGGAAUGGUUGUCCUGCAGAAAUACAGACGAUCUCUCUGUUGCCUCAAGAGGGCAGCAAGUUUCUGUAAAUCCUGACAUAACCUCACCAAUUUAGAUUAUUUUACACAUCCAUUAGUUACCCGAUGUAAUGACAUGUUGAUGGUAUUGAUCACCAAGUGCUCUCUGUACUUGUACACGUGCAAGAAUGAUAAUGAUUGGGAGAAGAUUUACCAUAUGGUGCUUUUGUAUUAUAAGAAGAUUUUUCCAUUUGCACUUUUGUUUGUAGAUACAAAUUUACUUGUAUUUGAAAGUAGGAAUUAACUAGUGUUGCUCAACAUUUUUUUUUUGGAGGUACGACCUUUAGUUGAAAAGUAAAUAAUUGAGUAGAAUUGUAAUGCCCCCCCCCCCCUUUCC